AUGGGGCGCACGUUCGUAUGCUGCGACAAGCCAUGUGGGGUUCACUACCCGGUGCCUAAGAAGGGCAAGACGUUGUUGGAGCGUUUCGGGUACGUGGAUUAUGGCGCCGGCCGAAAUGCAGGCGCUUCGUGGUAUUUCUGCGGCGAGUGCGGCCAAGCUUUGGAGGGCUUUCAGGAAAGUUUAGACAUGUUUUCUUUGAUGGUGGGCACUGGUCUCUGGAUCGCUGCGUGCCGGCUGUACCCGGCCUGGUGUGCCAAACAGAGAUUCCCAAUGCGGAAGCGGUUUGAGAAAUACUCCAAGUCAAGUACGUUUGCUGAAACCAGGCACUGCCAGGCUCACUACCGCUUGGACCGAAUGAGUGUGUACUUGUACGGCCCGUGUCGUGACAUGUGCAUGGCUGCUCGUGACGAACUUGGUCUACUCUUCUGCGUGGCCUUGGCAAGAACCGUGCUGAACAAUGUGGAAAACCUAGAGAAGUUUUUGUUGCAUUACCGGGCCGACAAAGGAGCGCUGCCUACACCAUCCACGUGGAGUGAAGCUGCUGCGCAGCGUGUCCUUACGCAACUCCAGCUCCCUUUUGUCAUGGGCUACACUGCCAGAUUUCUUCCGCAGAAUUUCACUGGGGAAAGCGGGAAGUCUGAAGAGCUUGGCCUGCAGCUCCUGUCGCGCUUUGCGAAGUGCCUUGUGAAGCACCAGCCCUUUCCUUGGAAAGCGCUGCAAGGGAACGAGAAGACUUUGGACUUCUUACGUAAAGGUUUUGGGCUGCCGCAUUUGCAGAAUGCGUUCUUCUUUGCCGUGCUGGCGCGCGACCUUGGCGUGCUAUGGGGUGAAGAUGUCUUCAACGACCGCCUGUGUGCCAUGAUGGGGGAGAAUGCCAGAGAGGGCCUGCGGGAUUUGUUGCCGUCUGUCCCUGGCGUCCGCGGCAGGAAGUGGGCGGAUAGGCUUCAGCUGCUGACGAGUUGGCUUUGGGAGCAGCAGUGUGCGCACCAGCCAGCUGGCCUUCUUGAAGGCCUGGGAGUUCGAAAGUCCUUGCAGCUCGGAGAACAUAAUGCUUGCGAGUGGAUGCAGCAGCAUCAUCGCCCCAGCACUUGCAGCAGAGCGCCCGCGCGGCCGAGGCGGCCCGACAGCCAGCUGCGCUGGAUGUGGCACUCAGCAGGGCCUUUGCUUGUAGAGAACUGGCAGCUUUGGAGUCAAAGGCUUGGGGAGACACUCAUGUCGGACCAUAGCAUGCUGAUGGUGCUGCAGGGGGCUGGGAAAGGCCAGAAGCGCCGGGAAGAAGGCUGGGAGGUAGACUUCGCAGAUGUCCUUUUGAAGCGGCUUAAGACAAGCUAG
Effrenium voratum is the source of this 1332-nucleotide messenger RNA. The record is from the annotation of a GenBank genome assembly. Lineage: Eukaryota; Dinophyceae; Suessiales; Symbiodiniaceae.